AAACAAAAGAUUACUUAGUAGGUUGGGUUUUGGUUUUUUUUUUUUUCCCCUCGGAGCUUCAUUACUGCCGGAGUCAGUGAAAAAGCAGGUCGCUGCUCUGCCGGCUCUUAGCAUUCGGGGAGAUAUUAUUUAUUGGUAUCUAUUUAUUAUUAUUUCAGAGUGCUCUGAAUAUUUUUUUCUAAAAGGCUGCUCUGAAGGAAGAUUAGUUCCUCUUUAAAUAUAUGUAAUUUCCCCUUUUUCUCUGGUUAUUUUUUAAAACUUUUUGUUGUUGUUUUUUAAAAAGCAGAACAAGAACACAUUAUUUUCUAAAGCACCCAGUGUGCACACAUUUUCCUGGCCAAAGUUGCUAAACAAGCCGCAAAGUCUUUCUCGGACAGCCUGAUCCUCCGUCUGCUCGGCUCUUCCUGCGCGUGAAACUCAACCUACUGCGGAAGGGCUUUGCUGGGACUCGCCAGCCUUCUCUUACUGUGAGCCCUCACUUUAGGCUGGAACUAGCUUGCGCCUUCUGGGAAGCAAAGAAGAAGACGACAAGAAAAAGAGAAGAGGAGAAAGCAUUUCCCACCUUCUUGAAGACUUAAUGCUUUUCCCUUGGUCCAGGAGUGACAUGAUCCUCUGUGUUCAGGGACCUCAUCCUUUGCUGGCGGAGGAGAAGAUCAGGAGACUGUCACUCAGGGACAUUGCAGUGGAUUUGCCAGAGCCGAUCAUGCAGCCUCUCCCAGUUAUGGCCUUCCAGGAGGAGUCCGCGCCUGCCUUCGCAGCUCCAGUUCCAGACAGCAACCCACCUCAGACACGAGACCCUGAAGAAGACCUUCUCUGCAUUGCAAAAACCUUCUCCUACCUGCGAGAAUCGGGUUGGUACUGGGGAUCUAUCACUGCCAGUGAGGCCAAGCAGCACCUCCAAAAGAUGCCGGAGGGCACCUUCCUGGUACGGGACAGCACCCACCCCAGCUACCUGUUCACACUCUCUGUCAAGACAAAUCGAGGUCCCACCAACGUGCGCAUCGAAUACACUGACAGCAAGUUCCGGCUAGACUCCAACUACUUGUCCAAACCUCGCAUCCUGGCCUUCCCAGAUGUGGUCAGUCUUAUCCAGCAUUAUGUCAUGUCCUGCACAACGGAAAGCAAGAACGAGGCUCCUUACCCGCCUCCGUCUCCUCUACCUCCCAUGCAAAAAGAGAUGGCAGCAGCUGCAGUACACUUGAAACUCAUCCGGCCGCUCAGCCGCAAAGACAACAUCCCCAGUCUACAGCACCUGUGCCGGCUACGGAUCAACAAGUCUACAGCCGACGUGGACCAGCUCCCUCUACCCAGGCGGAUGGGGGACUAUUUGAAGCAAUACCCUUUCCAACUCUGAAGCAUGGCCAUUAUAUCUCAGGCGUGACAGACAGGGACAGAAACAAGAGAACUUUGUGUCUUUGUCCCGCUAAAGCGAGGCAUCAGGUGGGCACAGUAAAGACCUGGUUAUCAGCAGAGACUGCAUCCAUCUUUCCUCUCCCCUUCUCUAAAUCCAUUCCAGCGCCAGGGAGGAGUUGGUUGUUUCAGUGAACAACGGGACACAAUCUGAGCUCUGAACCUCAGGCCGCGCCAACAGUGGCUGUGAGAAAGUGCUGUAGGCAUGUGCACACUACUUGAAUUUCAGAGUUUCUGUGAGACCGGAAUUGUUAACAUUGUUAUUUUUGCUAUUUAUUUCCAUGGCAGUUUCUCUCCUCAUGGUAUUUUAAAAGCACCUUUUACUUUAUUCUUUUUUGUUUCUUUUUCUUUUUGUGGAAUUAGAGAUAGAAUAAAGGCUCCCAGCCAACUGGCCGCCAAAAAUCUGUGGGAAUUUGGAUUUGGAUUCACAUCCAAAUAGUACCUGUUUGAACCUGUCCCUGUAACAGGUCACAGGAGUCCACAUCCAAGCUCCCCCAGACUUCUGGGGUAUGUAGGACUCAGAUGAUUGUAUCUAGACCCAUCUCUAGAGAGGUAAAGAAAUUUUUUUCCUUCCUUAGCUACAGGGGGCUGGGUAUCGUAACCUCAAAGCACAUUGGUAGCAGCUCGUGCAUCUCCCAGAGAUGCAUGCAGCAUCAUAGGUUGUGGACAGGAGAUUUUGAGGAAGCCCUUCUUCCUCGAGAGCUCUAAGCAGAGAUUCUGGAUAUUGAGCUUGGGCCAGGGGGCACUCAUCCCAUUUUUUUCAUCUUCUCCAUCUCCAAAGGAAGUUUGUGACAAAAUAUUUAGAAAGAAGUGAUCAGAAACCCAAUUUUCUUAUUUGCAGGCAGAGGGAUUUGGUUUCAGAGCGCUCUGCAUUUGGCUUGUGUUUUGAAAGUGCCGUUCCCUGACAUUGUCCUUGUCUUGCGAGACGUGGGGCAAGAACGGGGUCUCCUGGACCAGGGGUUCAGAGACAGCUCUGCUGAGCUGCACCAGUGACACAUACAGCUUCAGGAUAUUUAUUUAUUUAUUUCUGGGGGGUAACGAAUUAGAAGCACCUCAGCAGAAAGAGCUGUCCUUCCUCUCUGCUAACACAAUGCCAAACUGCCAGUUGCUCUGUGUCUGCCAGCAUUAUUCACAAGCCACGUGGCUUCAAUCAGAGCUAGGCUCUAGCACACACUGGAAACCACAAUUCAACUUUUCUGUUUGCCAAGGUCCAGACCUCUCCUCUCCCUUUCUCCCACUGGCAUGUUUGUUACCCUUAAUUAGAUUUUUUGCUCUGGGAUACUUCUCACCCCCCAUCCCUUUCACGUCCCUGCAAAUGAAGCACAAUGGCUCUCCCUUGCUCCUUUGUGGAUAGAAGGGAUAAACAGCAGAUGGGAUCUGCCCAAAACCAAGCAUAGACAGAGAAGUUCUCCCUUCCUCUCCAUUUGCAUGAUCCCAUCACCUUCCCAGCCUGUCGGAGCCCCUCCAUGUCACUGAGUGAGAGCAGAGAAGGGAACAGACAGGUCUAGAGAAUUUAUCUUUUGGCUUCUUUUGCCCCGAAGACCCCAUAACUUGUUAAAGCAUGAACCAAUGUGAAGGAUUCCUCGUUCAUCCCUCCCUGGGACUGUCUCUCUGUAAGAAGAGACAAAUCCCAGCUAUACCUGAGGGUUGAGAGAGGAUGUGGAAAAGGAUGGGAUGGUGAGCCAGGAGACAAGCUCAAAAAAUGAGUGGAGUUUCUUCCACCCUAACUUAAAGCUGCCAAAGGGACAAGAUGGCCUGAUGUGCUUAGGCAGUGUCCUUUUUUUUUUUUUUCCCUCUCCACAUUUAUACAAGUUUGUGCUCUUGCAAGCUUUGUUUUUGAUACUUUGAUGAUUGACAGCGUGCAUGUGUGAUGUCAGGUUUGCUUUUUAUUACAUCCUUCCCCCUUGCCCCAUAUGGCAGCAACCAUGGGAAGGUACUGAACGAGAAUGAAAACUUAGAAGGCAAAACAAGAAAUAAAACUUUUUUUUUUUUAAAUAAUAUAAACCAUAAACCACUGAAAAGGCUUCCUUUUAUCCAAACACCUCGAUCUGCCUGAGGACACUGGGAACAGGGAAACCACAGCUCUUCAAAGAGCAGCAGUGAUCUCAGGAAGCCCACAUGGCUCGGCCACAGGCUUGGUACCUACAGCACGUGAAAAUCAGUUUGGGAAGUGUUCAGCUCUCUGAAACUUGCCUUCUACUUGAUCUUGUCUCUGUUGGGGGUAAUGAGGAAAUCAAGCUUGCAGGUUUGACCUCAUGCCUCAAGAGAGCCCAGCUAAAAUGUCAGAAGCAUGUAAGGAGAAGGAAUGCCCGGUUAAUCCCCCAGCGGGACGAUGCAGAGGCCAGGCUGAAGGCUGUAAGCUCAUGUGGGCAGGGACCACCUCUGUUAUAUGUUUGUUCCGCAUCUAGCACAAUAGGGUUCUCUAGGUGCUACUGCAAUACAAAGAAUAAACAAUACAGUUACUCCAAAAAGUCAGUUUCUUCUAUCUUGAGAAAGUUUGUUAAAAAUCAUUUGACUUGGAUUUUAAAUAAACAUUUUAAAUAUAUUUUAAAGCCACUCGAUGUAGAAGUCUUUGGUAAAAUCCAAAUGGAUUCAUUCAUAUUCUAUUCACAGAAAUCCUCCCCAAGAAGAUCAGACAAAUUCUUCACCAUUUUUUUUUUCAAACAAGACACAAAAACCUUUAAAACAAAGAAAAGUCUUUUGGAUACUGAGAGAGUUAACACCAAAACCAUCAUCAGUGUGGGCCUGGUUUCUACCGCACACAGAUGAGCAGUGGCAGACCCCAAGUCCCAAGUUACGAAGGGCUGACGGAACGUUCUUUAAUGAUGUAGAAAAACACAGGAAUGAUUUUUGCAUUGCUUCUGUGUGCCAUAGAAAACCAUUACAGUCUAAGGGAAAGGAGAUGGAAAGUAACUGGAAGUUUGGCCACUUGUUUACAGCAGGCUUCAAGUUGGCCCCAAAGAAAAAUUCUGCUCAUGGUAGUGUUGAAAGAUGAGUUUGUGAAAGGCAGACCAUGCUCGGGCUGCGGGACUCCCACCAACAGCUUUUUCCCCAUGUUCUGCUGCCGCUGGGCCUCAGUCUCCCCAUCUUUGCAGCCUGGCCCAGCACCCUUUCCCCUUCUCAUCACCUCACGUGCCAGGCAGCAGGCGGGGAAACCACUGGGGAGCUGGAUCUGCCCCGUGGUGUCAGACGGAGACAGAGGCCACCUCAUCUGUCCCGCCUCCACGAAAUGCAGGGAAUACACUGGGGGAACCCCAUUGCUGGCACACGACUCCACUGUGGCCGCUUUGCACUCGCUCCCCAGGAGAGAUGCUCAUGCCACAGUCCCCCCAUCCUGCCCGAAGCAAGGCACAGCGUGCUCUCAACCACUGGAAACAAUAACACACGCUCAGAAAAAAACCAGAAGCUCAACUAGUUCCUCUCCAUCAUUCUCCCUUUCUGAAUCCACUGGCUUCAAAGUUCAAACUACUGCUUUAAAGUAUUCCUAAAGCACGUGCUGUCCCUUCCGUGCCAGCCAUGGGACUGGCAUUCACCACCAAACAUUGUUUCCACAACCUCAUCAACGGUGGGUAGAUUUCCACUGCACACCAACCGGGAAACGCUGGCAAUGAAUAAUCUGCUCAAGUUCAAGUUGUUAAACAAAAACAAUCACAUCCCUCUUGGUUGUGCUUGAAAUGCGGAAAGCGAGUUAGACAGGGUAGAAACAAAACACAAUCAAAGUAAGUGGAAAAAUGAAAACAAAAGGAAGGAAAAGCUGUAUCCAUCUUUAAAAGGGAACUCUGAAAACCUUGUAAAAUACUGAAAAGAAAGAUGCAGUAUUUCUGACACAUUAUUAUGUAAUUUCUUAAUUUCUUAGCUGGACUAAACUCUUCCCCUAGCUACAUAUAUGAAACCCUGCAGCUCCCUUUCUGCAGACUGAAGGCAGAAAGGAUUGGCGUGAGUCAAGCCAACACAUAACUGCAGUCACACACGGUUUUACUGCAUCGGCUGUUAUCUUAACGACUCCCACUCCUGCAUCUUCAGCACAUUUUGUUAAAGCAAACAGGUUCAAGUUCUGAGAACUCCUGCGCCAAACCUCCGUGCAAUUGAGUUCCACAUCACUGGAAACGGGAGCAUUCGUGGAAAUGCAGACUGACCUUUACAAUCUCUGAAGUACAGCCGCAACACCUCUCCGGGUGACACCUGUACAGUUUGCUAAGCCAAUGCAGGACAAUUUGGUUGGAUUCUCUCUUGCUUUUCGGAUUCUGACUGCAGAUAGACACUUGGACGUGGAGCCCUCACUGAGUCUAACAAGCAGAUUGAAAGGACAGGGAAUAGAAAUCCCAGUCCCUGACAGAAACCAUGCUACCAUGGCUCACUGCCGCACCAGAAAUACCCUGCAGUUUGUCAGGCACAUAUGGUAUUAUUUUCUGUCUUAAAUGAUCAGCCUUCUGAAACAGCAACACAUGCAAGGAAAAAAUAACCCGUUUAUGUGCACAUGUUUGUAUCCUCUCAAACUUACUGAAAUCUUACUCCUUUCCCCAGCUACUCUCGGGUGCGCAACUUCCCUUAGCCCAAGCCAGAUGAACCAGCAAGAAACGAAGUGAAUCAGCAGAGUGUAUUUAAUUCUCUUACAACCUAUGUGGUCAGGUGUUUCAAGCAACUGACCUAUUAGGGUCCAAAUUCCAUUGUCUAUCCACUGCUACCUAUGAAAUUAAGAAAAUGAAAAUCAAAAUUAACUGCAAAACACUGCACGUAUGGCUCUUCUGCUCUGCCGAAUCAUGUUCAAACCUGUCAGAAGCCAGUUAUCACGGUCCUUUCCCAUCUCUCCCUAAUGACUCCUGAAACUUUUGCAAUCCUCACGGAAACGCACCAUCCUUUUCCCCACCCCUGAACUCAUCAGCAGUCCAAAGGUCUGGAGCACAGCGUAAAGCAAUACCCAGUAAAGAUGUGCCAGAGCAACUCUGGAUGCCAAAUAACAUCUUCCAACUCAGUUCCUAGCAGCAUUGUCACGACAUCCACGUCCCAUUUUCAGUGAACCCCACCUAUCAUUCACAGGAGAAAAUGAAAGAAAAAAACACCAGAUGAGGCAGCUCCUUAUGAAACAAACCAGCCAAAGGUAAAAAAGAGAUAUUAUUUAAAGAGAUCAGCCCUGUCCUUGGGCAGAAAAGCUCACCCUUUUGCCUUUCUCUGUUCACAGCAACCUAGCAUUGCAUUUUUAAGAGGGAGUACAAGGGAACCCAGUCCUGCCAGUAUUGCCCAACAGUGUGAUAGCAAAAAGAGGGCUAUGCAGUUGCUAAGUGCAUUGAUAACACGUUCAGACUCCGACUAAUUUCUGCCCACAAUUUCUGCCCACACCCAGUCCUGCCCAUUUAAUUUUUUUUUAUAAUCACAGGUGCCAGAGUGUCAGGGAACAGGAACGCGUAGGGGCAUGGUUUUAUCUGGAGGCUAAUGCUGCCUCAUGCGAACCCCACUCUGAGCUGCCACUUACUCCUCCUGAGAAACACAACGAUCGUGUGGCUUCUGCUACGCACUGCACGAACGCGUAAGGCAAGUGGCCGUCGGGAGCAGGCACAGUGCUGCAACACAGCCAGGCACCCAUCAUCGCCGCUGCUAUACAUCAGAAAAAAAGUUUAAAGACAAAUGACAAAGUGGGCCUACGAAUAAAAUUAGAUUAGAGGUUUUCAGUAUUCACAUGACAUAGACGGAUGAGUGCACACAAACCUUCUCUUCCAAAUUUUAGCAGGAAUUUUUUUUUUUAACUUGGAAAAGGUUAUAUUGUUCAAAGGAAGAGGCUGCUGGUAGGCAAAAUGUAGACCAGGCAGAAGAAAAAUCGUUCUAACGAACAGCUUCACUGUUAGCCUAGGCAAUAAACUUCAAAAGGAAACUAUGAAAAGGAUUCCUGUGAGUAAAAUACGGUUUGGGUUUUACACAAUAACCCAACAUCAUGUUAUGCUUUAACAUAAUAAUUUAGAGGGCUUUUGGACUGGGAAAGGGGAGGGAAUACAACAAAGCUUCAGAACUUUAGCUGAUAUCCAUUAAAGAUGAGACUCAACGAAAAAGGAGAUUUUACUGCAAAUCAUUGGUGGCUUAGUCCUUGCAAUCUCCUUUUACUCAGCUGUGGUAGUGGCCACAGCUGGAGACGUGUUGGGCUAGAUGGCCCACAGGCCAGCUCCACAUAGAGCUAGUCCUGCAUUCUUGCAAAAUCACCAUUUGAAUAAUUUAAAUAUAGAAAAGAGCAGACCCCAGAGAAAGCAGCCGCCCCAGCAGAGGAAAGGACCCAGUCAGAACUGCUCCCAGUACCGGCUGGUACUGACAUACCAGCCUAGCUUUGCAGAAGAGGGUUUCCUUUUGCGCACAGGAACUGCUCUCACCCUUUUGCUCCUCUUUCUCAGACCUUACUGGCAAGGGUUUUCUCCUGAAUACCGUUACUUCCCAAAUGCAGUGUAACUGCACUUUGCAUCAGCUCAGAUUUGAGUUGAAAAAAUGAAUACAAUGUCAGUUUCUGUAAAAAUAUCUAUUUUAAGAGAGCGCUCUAUAUACCCAGGAAAGGCAUUUGCUCUAAUGUACCCCCAUGCAACUACAGUGACAAUAAAAACUUGAAAUAGUACUGGCUACUGCAGCAUUAGAUUGCCCAAACAUAUAAUCAGAGACUUGGUAUUUCUCAAAAACCUAUGAUAUAAAUAUGCCAGAUGGAAGGACAAAGGAAAAGCUGGUCAACCAAAAGUCAGUGGCAGAGCUCAGCCAGGACUCGGGUUUCUUGGACUGACGCCCAGCACUCUGCGUAACGCCAUCAUGUGAUGCCUUCAUCUAGAAGAUACGCUGCAACUUUCCCAAUUGCGGCUGUCGGAGAAGUGCUGCUCUUAUUGAAACAGCCCUGCCUAGGAAACCUGUAAAACAAAACGGGCAACAUCCAGCUUCGUUGCCCAUUGAGUGAUGGGAAUUCAUUUACUUCAGGGCUGAAUUUGGACCACUUAAUGUUCCUAGUUUUCAGACAAGGAUUUUAUCCCUGCGGUAAUUCUGACAUGAAUUUGUCAUUAAAGGAAAUGGUAACACUGAA
Molecule: messenger RNA, 8449 nt
Organism: Chroicocephalus ridibundus (black-headed gull)
Lineage: Eukaryota; Metazoa; Chordata; Aves; Charadriiformes; Laridae
Gene: CISH
Product: cytokine inducible SH2 containing protein
Exons: 3
Coding region: 578-1354 (258 amino acids)
Biological process (GO): phosphatidylinositol phosphate biosynthetic process; intracellular signal transduction
Cellular component (GO): phosphatidylinositol 3-kinase complex
Molecular function (GO): 1-phosphatidylinositol-3-kinase regulator activity
Source: RefSeq, a predicted model, not a curated record